Molecule: messenger RNA, 645 nt
Organism: Ustilago hordei
Lineage: Eukaryota; Fungi; Basidiomycota; Ustilaginomycetes; Ustilaginales; Ustilaginaceae
Exons: 2
Coding region: 1-645 (214 amino acids)
Source: RefSeq, a predicted model, not a curated record
AUGGGUAUAGAGAUGGACCCAGAAAAGGUGCGCACUGUCAAGGAGUGGCCAAUGCCAGAGUCAAUCCAUGACAUCCAACAGUUCCUGGGUUUUGCCAACUUCUAUCGAAGGUUCAUAGCCCACUUUGCUCGCAUAGCCAAGCCAUUGACAUCACUGGUAAAGCCUGAACGGUUCAAGAAGUUUGAGCUACCAGAGGAGGCCCAGCAGGCCUUCCACAAGCUCAUCCAGGCAUUCACAUCAGCAGGAGUGCUCCAGCACUUUGACUACCACCUUCCAACAAGGUUGGAAACUGAUGCAAGUGACUUUGCUAUAGCAGGAGUACUCAAGCAGGAGCAUGAAGGACAAUGGCACCCAGUGGCCUUCUACUCUAGGAAGAUGUCUUCUGCCAAGAAGAACUAUGAGAUCCAUGACAAGGAGCUCCUAGCUGUGUAUCGACCAGGAGACAAAGGUGGUGAACCCGAUGCUCUCACCAGAAGGACAGACAUGCAGCCAGCUGGUGAAGAGCAGGAUCACAAUGUGAGGCAACUACUGCCUCCUUGGGUGUUCAAGGAGACAGCAGACCAUGACUCGCUCCUAGUGGCCCCCAUGAUCUCGAUGGAGUCCAUAGCAUCAAAGGGUCUCAGAGACCUGGUCAAGAUCUUCUAG